CGACCCUACGUCAUCAGGCUGCACGCAGCACUGACGCAGUCAUAUCGCUAUAUCUGUGUAUGCUACUAGUUAUUUUAUUAUACGUCCAUGACUUUCACUUAAUGUAGUUUGAAAAAAAAGAGAAGGGUCCAGACACUUGCUUGUUUCUACUCUGCCGGAGCUUUACAUCAGUGAAUGACAGCAUCCGGUCAGAAGGCUUGACCAUUCUUCAUUGGACACCGCGACUAACGUGACCACAACAACUACAUCUCGGGGUGAAAUCAGAUCCACUGCUGAACGUACUGCCAGUAUGGAGGGAGAGGCCCUCUCCGCCCUGUGUACCCCUGCUCUGGUGGUGGAUGUAGACAUAGUGAAGAGAAAUGCUGAGAGGAUGAUCAAACGCUGUCAGAAUUUGGGGGUCCAGCUUCGGCCCCACAUGAAGACCCACAAGACCCUUGAGUGUGCUGACAUAAUGACGGGUGGAUCCCGGAGGUGCAUUGUGGUUUCCACACUGGCAGAGGCCUGUUUUUAUGCCGACCACGGAUUUGAUGACAUCCUCUACGCUUACUCUCUUCCCUUUGAUAAGGUGGAGCGCUGUGCAGCCCUGUCAGAAAGGCUGGAUCUCUUCCAAGUUUUACUGGAUCAUCCUCAUGCUCUGGAGCAGCUCAACAAGAGACCACUGAGAGACGGUCGGCUCUGGCACGUCUGGCUCAAACUCGACUGUGGAAACGGGAGAGCUGGUGUCCUGCAUUCAGAACCUGAGGCACUCAGAUUGGCUCAGGCCAUUGCCGAGACAAAGGGCGUGGACCUAACAGGAGUGUACGCUCACUGUGGGAAUUCCUAUAACUGCAGAGGAGUUGAGAAAAUACAGGCUGUUGCCCAGGAAACCACUGACUUGACUCUGCAGUUCAUGGAAAACUCAUCAAGCUGA
Messenger RNA from Etheostoma cragini (Arkansas darter), 910 nucleotides. RefSeq names its product D-serine dehydratase-like. Gene Ontology annotation, biological process: D-serine catabolic process. Bases 290 to 910 code for a protein of 206 amino acids. Gene Ontology annotation, molecular function: D-serine ammonia-lyase activity. Lineage: Eukaryota; Metazoa; Chordata; Actinopteri; Perciformes; Percidae. The record is from RefSeq and is a predicted model, not a curated record. The transcript is spliced from 6 exons.